Micromonas pusilla CCMP1545 is the source of this 483-nucleotide messenger RNA. RefSeq lists its product as uncharacterized. The transcript has a single exon. The record is from RefSeq and is a predicted model, not a curated record. NCBI's taxonomy places the organism in Eukaryota, Viridiplantae, Chlorophyta, Mamiellophyceae, Mamiellales, Mamiellaceae. Bases 1 to 483 code for a protein of 160 amino acids.
AUGAGCGACCGAUCGGACUGGCCGCGGGUCUUGGCGGAGAGGAAGAAGAGUUCGAGCUCGGUGUCGAAGUCGUCGAGGUCGUCCACGUCGAGGUCGAAGCCGAAAGUUCCGGACGAGGAGCUGGAUCCGAUCGACGCCAUCGCGCGCGCGAGCGGCGUGCAGCUCACGGUCGAUCAGAGCGACAGCGAAGACUCGUUAGACGAGCUCAUGUGCGCGACGACAUCGAACGUCGCGCGCGCGUUCGAAUCGCCGCCGGAGACGGAGGAGGAGGAGGGAUCCCAACGGGCGUCCAUCGCGUCAAUCGGGUCGAACGGGAUGAAGCGCGAGCUCGACGCGGCGCGCGCGCGGAUUCGAGCGUUCGAGGACGAGGUGGACGCGCUGAGGGACGAGAACGCGCGGCUGCGAGAGGCGCUCGACGCGAGCGGCGGCGGCGCGGUGGCGGCGCCGGAGGUUGUCUCCGCGUCGGCGGACUACGAAUCGUGA